This is a messenger RNA of Menidia menidia (Atlantic silverside), 237 nucleotides long. The record is from the annotation of a GenBank genome assembly. Lineage: Eukaryota; Metazoa; Chordata; Actinopteri; Atheriniformes; Atherinopsidae.
AUGCGGGAGAUUCGCAAGGUGCUCGACGCCAACAACUGCGACUACGAGCAGCAAGAGAGCUUCCUGCUUCUGUGCGUCCACGGAGACGGGCGGGCCGAAAACCUGGUGCAGUGGGAGAUGGAGGUCUGCAAGCUGCCCCGCCUGUCUCUCAACGGCGUCCGCUUCAAAAGGAUAUCCGGAUCAUCGAUCGCUUUCAAAAACAUUGCUUCCAAAGUUGCCAACGAGUUAAAGCUAUGA